This is a messenger RNA of Stomoxys calcitrans (stable fly), 1276 nucleotides long. RefSeq names its product UBX domain-containing protein 1. The transcript is spliced from 2 exons. The record is from RefSeq and is a predicted model, not a curated record. The coding region runs from base 140 to 1096 and encodes 318 amino acids. Gene Ontology annotation, molecular function: protein binding. Lineage: Eukaryota; Metazoa; Arthropoda; Insecta; Diptera; Muscidae.
CGAUGUAUGUUCAGUGUGGAGAAUUCUGAGCGAAUUAGAUGAAGUAAAAGUCAUUAUCAUCUUUAGUUUUGCAAAUUUGUUGAUAUUUUCUAGAAAAGUAAUUUUGCAAUUCAAAAAUUUGCACCUUCAACAAACAGACAUGGGCGAUGUUCAAGUUCUAAUGGAAAUGGGGUUUCCCAAAGACAGAGCUGUUUAUGCUUUGAAAGUGACCAACCAGAAAGGAGUGGAACCAGCGAUGGAGUGGCUGUUAGCUCAUGUUGAUGAAAGCAUCCCACAAAACGUUGCUGCUGCUGAUAUUGAAGAGAAUGAACCUGGUCCCAGCACUUCUACAAACUCACAAAAAGUCGAUGUCGCGAAAUCUCUCAAGUGUGAUGACUGCGGAAAAUUAUGCAAGGAUCAGGGGGAGGUGGAAUUUCAUGCAGCCAAAACAGGCCACAGUAAUUUUUCAGAAUCCACGGAGGAGAAAAAGCCUCUGACGGAAGAAGAAAAGAAACAGCAAUUGGCAUUGAUUGAGGAGAAGCUCAAGCAAAAGCGAUUAGAAAGGGAAGAGCGUGAGAAACAAGACGCAUUGGAGCGCGAACGCAAUCGAAUUAAAUCUGGCAAGGAUAUGUCGGAGGCACGUAGACGCAACGAGGAGUUGGAAAUGAAGAAAAUAAUUGAACAACGCAAACGUGAAAAGGCAGACGAAAAGGCUGCCCGUGAACGAGUAAAAGCUCAAAUUGAAGCCGACAAGGCCAGACGCAAAGCCGGCCAAACACUAUCCUCACCCGAAACUCCAGUGGCAUCGUCUUCAGUUUCUUCCACUACUACACCCACUGAGGCUACAGCAAUCAAGUCCCCACCGAAAGAUUAUAAGGAGACACGCAUACAAAUUCGCUUGCAGGACGGUUCAACCCUUACCGAAACAUUUAAUGUUCAAGAACAGCUAUCCGCUGUACGGGUAUUCAUUCAAAUGAAAACAGGCAGUGAAACGCCUUUCGGUCUUAUGACUUCGUUUCCUCGCAAAGUAUUCAGUUGUGAUGAUUUUGAAAAACCUUUGAGUGCUCUAGGUCUAGUUCCCUCGGCUGUUCUCAUUAUGACCAAAGUAAAUGUGUGAACACAAAAUGGAAUAAUUAUAACGAACUAAUAAUUUAUUAGGUCCUCUUUUUUAUAUUGCUCGGCAAGUACAUGUACAUUUUAUUUACUUUUACACAUCAGAAAGAAAACUGUAAGCAAGGAAUGCAGAAUUGGCUUUUGUUUUCGAAUAAAAUACAGUGAUUAAAUUAAAGAAAAACAA